Molecule: messenger RNA, 4138 nt
Organism: Scophthalmus maximus (turbot)
Lineage: Eukaryota; Metazoa; Chordata; Actinopteri; Pleuronectiformes; Scophthalmidae
Gene: itgb3a
Product: integrin beta 3a
Exons: 15
Coding region: 212-2575 (787 amino acids)
Biological process (GO): cell adhesion mediated by integrin; integrin-mediated signaling pathway; cell migration
Cellular component (GO): focal adhesion; integrin complex; cell surface
Molecular function (GO): fibronectin binding; integrin binding; fibrinogen binding
Source: RefSeq, a predicted model, not a curated record
UGAGUGUGGUUCCACUAUUAGUUGUUCAAAUUUCAGUAACGGGUCCCAGCCUGUCCCGCGCGUCGCUGCGCGCAGUUCCAUGGAGGCGCAGCUCUCCGACCCAACACGCUGAGUCAACGUCAAGAAUAAGGAAAAGAGUUCAAGGGGCGAAGUGAUCGAGUCCACACCCGCCAGGCAGCCACACGGUCUGCCGCUCCGUCGCCCCUCGGCCAUGGACACGUCUCUGAUCCGUCCAGCGAUGCUCGUUCUCCUUUUGUCAUCGGCAACGAAAGUUUUCGGCUCCAACAUCUGCACGUCCCGAGGAGUCAGCACAUGUCGACAGUGCCUGGCGGUUCACCCCAGCUGUGCGUGGUGCUCUCAGGAGGAGUUUGGGAAGGGAAGAUCCAGUGUGUCCCGCUGCGACCUGCCGGAGAAUCUGCUGGAAGGAGGGUGCGGUGAAACAUCUGUGGAGUUUCCCACCAGCAGGCUGAAAAUUGAGGAGGAUGCGGCGCUCAGCGACAAGGCCUCGGGGACGGCCGACGAUGUCACUCAGAUAAGGCCUCAGAAACUUCACAUGCUACUAAGACCAGGCGACUCCAAGCGUUUCACCGUGUCCGUGAAGCAGGUGGAGGAUUACCCGGUGGACCUCUACUAUCUCAUGGAUCUCUCAUUUUCGAUGAAGGACGACUUGGCUCGUCUGCGGACGUUGGGCAGCGAGCUCGCUGUGACCAUGGGCCGCGCCACCAGCAAACUACGCAUGGGGUUUGGAGCCUUUGUGGACAAGACCAUAUCCCCGUACAUGUACACCUAUCCUCCAGAGGCAGUCAAAAACCCUUGCUAUGGAAUCAGUGAACAAUGCCAAGCUCAGUUUGGGUUCAAGCACGUCCUGCCACUGACGGAGAAGGUAGCGCGCUUCACAGAGGAAGUGGAGAAACAGCAGGUGUCCAGAAAUAGAGACGCUCCAGAGGGCGGAUUCGAUGCCGUCAUGCAGGCGGUGGUGUGCAAGGAGAAAAUAGGCUGGCGUCCUGACGCCUCACAUCUCCUGGUGUUCACCACUGAUGCCAAAACCCACAUUGCACUGGACGGUCGUAUCGCCGGCAUCGUCCAACCCAACGACGGACAGUGUCACCUCGAUGUUGACAAUAUCUACAACAAGACGACUGUGCUGGACUAUCCCUCCUUGGCACUCAUGAACGAGAAAAUGUCUGAAAACAACAUCAAUUUGGUAUUUGCCGUGACGAGUUAUGUGGAGCCACUCUACAAGGAGUACAGCAAGCUCAUCCCAGGCACAACGGUGGGAACGCUGUCCGAUGACUCCGGGAAUGUCAUUCAGCUCAUUGAGGAGGCGUAUGCGAAAAUUCGCUCGACGGUGCAGCUGGAGCUGCUGGACGUCCCGAAGGAGUUGACGCUCUCCUUCAAUGCCACUUGCCUCAACGGAGAGGUCAUCCAGGGACUCAAGUCCUGCACGGGCCUCAAGAUUGGAGACACGGUGUCAUUCAGCGUGGACGCUCAGUUGCACGGCUGCCCCAAGGAGAAGAGCCGCACGUUCACAAUCAAACCCCUCGGCUUCCAAGACGCCCUGGAGGUCACGGUGGACUUCGCCUGCGGUUGCGACUGCGAGGCGGAGGCCGAAGCCCAAAGCCCCCUCUGUAGCAACGGCAACGGGACCUACGAGUGCGGCAUGUGCCAGUGUCACCCGGGUCGCCUGGGCCCCCGGUGCGAGUGCUCGGUGGAGGACUACAGUCCGUCCGAUGACGCCAACUGCGUCCCGAAGCCGGGCAGCCGGAUGUGCGGCGGGAGAGGCGACUGUCUGUGCGGACAGUGCUCCUGCCACGCGAAUGAGUUUGGCCAAGUGUGGGGAAAGUACUGCGAGUGUGACGACUUCAACUGCCAGCGCUUCAAAGGGGCGCUCUGCUCCGAUCACGGGAAGUGUAGCUGCGGCUUCUGCCAGUGCGACGCCGGCUGGAAGGGGGAGAACUGCAACUGCAGCACGCGCAUAGACACGUGCAUGUCCAGAAUCGGCCUGCUGUGCACCGGCCGCGGGAACUGCGAGUGCGGGGCGUGUCAGUGCACUCAGCCCGGCGCCUACGGCGCCACCUGUGAAAAAUGCCACACCUGUCCGGAUUCCUGCACUAUCAAGAAGGAGUGUGUCGAGUGUCAGCACUUCAAGCGGGGACAGUACACGGAAGACAACAGCUGCAGUAGAAUCUGCAAAGAUGAAAUCAAUGUAGUGGAGGAACUGGUUUUGCACGACAGCAACGCGGUGAAUUGCUCGUACAAAGAUGAGAACGACUGCGUGGAGCACUUCCAGUAUUACGAGGACGAAAGCGGCAAAUCCAUCCUGUACGUGGUAAAGGAGCCAGAGUGCCCGCAGGGUCCCGACACCUUGGUCGUGCUGAUGGCGGUGGCCGGGGCCAUCCUGCUGCUGGGCCUCGUCGGCCUCCUCAUCUGGAAGCUGCUGGUCACCAUCCACGAUCGCAAAGAGUUCGCCAAGUUCGAGGAGGAGCGAGCCAAUGCCAAAUGGGACACGGGUAACAACCCUCUGUAUAAGGAAGCCACUUCCACCUUCAAAAACGUAGCAUACCGAGGCAACUGAGGAGCGAAUGGGGAGGAGGAAAACAAACUCAGGGGUCAGUGACAACGAUGGAAUCUAGUAGCACACAAACGGACGGGGAGAAGCUCACACUGUCAUGUGACUAGCUACUGUAGCUGAAAGGCGGUUACUGCUGUCAACAACAUGAUGUAAUAAUUGUACAUAUUGUAAAAAGAAGGAAAAAAAGAGGAAAAAAAAGAACCGCUAAUAUAAGUCACAUAAAAUGGCCGCGUGCUCUUCGGGGUUUUUCCAGUUUUACACUGUCGCGUCUGCGGCGUUCUCUCAGGACUGCACGCGCGAUCAGACUGAUGUCGAAACAAGGGCGCUGUCGGGUCUCAGUCGGGACAGCUGCCGCCACUGCCGAGGGCUUCUUGGGAAACUCUUCUACCACUGCAUUAUUUGUUAUUUGAGAUUUUUUUGUUUGUUUUGUUUUUAAGUCAAACUUUUUACUUUCACUCAAAUGCUCCGACACAAAUGGGAAUAGUAAUACGUUGUCAUUGAAAAUACAUGAACGAAUGGACAUAUUAAGUUGUUUGCUUAAGUGCCUCAGACCAGGCUUGAUGUAUUAUUUAACAUUUAAGACUUGUUUUUCUGUCUUUUUUAGAAAAUGUUAAUAAUAAUGAUUAGUUUCUCUUUGGGAGUGCAGCUGCUCUUUCAAAACGAGCCGUAUCAGAUGAAAUCAAUGAAAGUUUAUUGGGAUACCCUUAAAUGUGCACUAAAGAAUUUGAAUACAUUAUCAAAAACACGCUUCAAGGGCUUUUUCGUACACAUUAAAAUCAAAUUUUUUCUCAUAUAAAACUUAAUAGUAAUGAUUUUUGCUCUGCUCUGCGGUGCCGUUGACUGCAGCCUUUAGGCUGACUUGGUUUACAGUGAUGACUGUGGUCUUUAUUGUUGUUUUUUUUAAAUGCUCACCAGCGACUGUAUCGAUGUCACGACAUGUUUCCUUAUCGCUGCGUCACCGCCUGUUUUCGUGCUUGUUUUACUGUUCAUUAUAUUUGUAAAAAGAAAAUAGUGAAUUGUGUCCCACUGAAAUUUUGAUACACAUCAAACAAUAUCAGCCAUAAUGCCAUGUGACUGUUGAUGAUGAACUUGCUCCUGCUCUUCUUUCUUUUUUUACCUCUGUAUGUAUGCGGGAGAUAAUAGUACAUGGUGAUGUGUAUUUUUCUGUUGCACCGCUCUGAUCCUCUCAGGACUUGGCAGGAAAAGUUCACUGUCUGUUUUGAUCGUUUGUUUUUGCACACUUUCAAAAAAAAAAAAAAAAAAAAGAAGCCUGUGGUUUAGGGAAUAUGCAUAACGAUCCAUAACACCUGACUUCCCACACUGUUGUGUGAUUCUUGAUAUUUGGAUUAAGAUCAGAUUCACAAGACGAAUUCAUAGAGAUUCAAAUUUCGGAUUCCAAAGCGUUUGAACAUCUUAAUAGCGAGUGCAACUCCCGUGUUUGCUCUUCACGGUUUCAAAAUGUUAUGUCUCCAUGAGGUUUGUGUAUCCUCAGACAAGGUUUGAAUCGAUGUGCCUUCUAUUCUGAAAUGUCACAGAAGCAUCAUAUUAAAGAAAACAAAAAAGGGA